AUGGUGGACAAAACCCAAAAACCUGAAGGUGUCCAACUGAAGAGGCAAAUUGGGUUGGUUGGUGGUGUAGCAAUAGUUUCUGGAACCAUGAUUGGAUCUGGUAUCUUCAUGUCCCCACAGUUUGUCCUGGGCUAUGUGGGAAGCCCUGGGGCCAGUAUGUUAAUCUGGGCUCUGUCAGGAGUUCUAUCUUUGUUUGCAGCUCUUUCCUACAUUGAAGUUGGGACCAUCAUUCCUGAAUCUGGUGGGGAAUUUAUUUACAUCCUGAGGAUCUAUGGUUCCUUCCCUGCCUUCUUUGCAGCAAUCACUUUUAUCUUGCUUCUGAAACCUUCCAGCAUUGCAGCGAUGUCAAUCAGCAUUGCACAGUAUGCCAUGGCUCCAUUUUAUCCAGGCUGCACACCUCCUCAGCUGGCUGUGAAGUGUGUCGCAGCUUUUUGUAUUCUGAUUGUUGCCAUCACCAACGCCCUGAAUGUCCGAGUUGCUCUCAGAGUCCAAGUGGUCUUCUUGGUGGCCAAAGUGAUUUCACUGACUUUCAUUGUAAUUGGAGGACUAGUGGAAGUCAUAAGGAGCAGCACUGUGUUUGAGGAAAAUUUUAAAGUUGAGAAUGCUUUUAAAGACACUCAGUAUUCUUUGAGCACUCUAGGAAUGGCUGUCUUUCAAAGUCUCUGGUCUUACUCAGGCUGGUACAACUUAAACUAUGUCACUGAGGAGCUGAACAGACCAGAGGUGAAUCUUCCCAGGGCGGUGCUGAUAGCCAUUUCUCUGGUGACUACUCUGUACCUGCUGGUGAAUGUGAGCUAUCUGACGGUAAUGACACCUAAAGAGCUUGUGGCCUCAAGUGCAGUAGCAGUUACCUGGGGGAAUAAGGUGCUGGGCAGCUGGGGGUGGAUCAUGUCUGUGGCUGCAGCCUUGUCAGCUUUUGGUUCUCUAAAUGGGACGUUCUUCAGCGCCGGCCGUGUGUGCUUUGUUGCUGCCAGGGAGGGACACAUGCCAGAUAUUCUGUCCAUGGCCCACGUCCACAGACUGACUCCAUCUCCAGCGCUGAUCUUCACCACGGUGAUCUCUCUGGUGGUGCUGAUUCCUGGAGACUUUCGGAGUAUUAUCAGUUACUCCAGUUUCACUGCCUGGAUUUUCUACGGCAUCGUCCUGUCUGGGCUCAUCUAUCUCAAAAUCAAGAAGCCGGACCUUCCCAGGCCAUACAAGGUUCCCAUUAUACUUCCUAUACUGGUCCUCAUUGCAGCGAUAUUCCUUGUGCUGGCACCCAUCAUAGACAAUCCUCAAAUUGAGUACCUCUAUGUGGCUUCAUUUAUCUUGAGUUGUGUUGUAGUCUACAUACCCUUCAUCCAUUAUAAGCUCUGCCCAGGUGUGCUGGACAGGUUAACAGCAUUCCUGCAGCUCUUCUUAGAAGUCGCCCCGGCAGAAAAAAACCUGUAAUUUCUACUGAACACUCACAGAUAGCAUCUCUAUGAUUCAGAUAACAAAAACAUAUAAAAUAAGCCUGGCUGCAUGGUUUUGCUUUACAUUUUAUUAAACAUGAAUAUAUGUGAUAACAUUUUAUGCACAGGUGCUAAAAUGUUUUACUUGCACUUUAAAGUUGUAAAUGUACUUGCUCAUUAUUAAAGAUUGGUAAACACAAGAAAUCAUUAUUUUAGAGCU
Archocentrus centrarchus (flier cichlid) is the source of this 1653-nucleotide messenger RNA. RefSeq names its product b(0,+)-type amino acid transporter 1-like. NCBI's taxonomy places the organism in Eukaryota, Metazoa, Chordata, Actinopteri, Cichliformes, Cichlidae. The coding region runs from base 1 to 1431 and encodes 476 amino acids. The transcript is spliced from 6 exons. The record is from RefSeq and is a predicted model, not a curated record. Gene Ontology annotation, biological process: amino acid transmembrane transport. Gene Ontology annotation, molecular function: L-amino acid transmembrane transporter activity. Gene Ontology annotation, cellular component: membrane.